CGGCCCCCCCUGGAGACCUUCGCGGAGGCGCUGGCCGGCCGGUGGUGGCCCAGCAUGGGAUUGCAGUGAUUGACUGCUCUUGGGCGAAGCUGCAGGAGACCCCAUUUAGCAAGAUGAAGGGAAACCAUCUCCGGCUCUUGCCCUACUUGGUGGCGGCAAAUCCAGUGAACUAUGGGCGGCCGUGGAAACUGUCCUGUGUGGAAGCUUUUGCUGCAACUCUCUGCAUUGUGGGUUUUUCUGAUCUUGCCACAGUUCUCCUGCAAAAAUUUAAAUGGGGAAAACAAUUUCUUGAUCUGAAUAGCGAUCUAUUGGAGAAAUAUGCAGCUUGUGUCUGUGAAGAGGAUGUGUUGAGAGUGGAAAGAGAAUUUCUGGCUCAUACCCAAGAGGAAGAAAAAGAUAAUAUAGACCCCUUUGAUAUUGACUCUGGAAGGGCAUUUUUUAAUCCCAACAGACCUGACAGAAUAAAAACUGUAACUGAAGAGGAUGAAAGUUCAGGUGAAGAAACAUCAGAAAAUGACGAUGAAAGCCACAGCAGCCACCAGAGUAGCAGCAGCAGCAGCGAGGACCUGAAUGCAACACCUGGUGACCUGGCUGUGUGUGAGAGAGAAAACGAAGAAAUGAGAAAUGAGGGCUCUCACCCUUGAGUGUGCAUACAAGCAGAUCAGUGUUGCAGAAUGGAGUCAUAGGGUCCACUUCUUAAUGAGUUCAGGGUCACUCUGCACACUUGGACUGUGUAGGAGAGACCCCAGUUAAUGUUGUUAGUAUCACUGUUCCUAGAAGGAGCUUGAGGAGGUGUCCUUUGGUUGAUAGGCUGCUUCAGCUGGUUGGAGGAGGCCUUGCCUUUACUAGAUUUGCUCAGGAGAUCCAUGUAUGUAGCAUCCCAGUCACAGGGCUUCUUUCCCACAGUAAAUGUUUAAAGUGAUUACUGCUACAAAAACAGUGCCUCUACAGGUUGAAAGAAAAUUGACCAGAAGGCGGGACUGUCCCUCCAAUAUAUUUUCUUUCAGCAGGGCUGAUGGUAGCAUCUUUGUAGUAACAACAGGUCAAGACAGUAACUGUAGAAAAGAAACAGCACAAGAGGAGGCCCUUGCAGGCGGAAACAACUCCCUGGCAGUCAUACCCUUAUUAGGUCUCUGUUCUGUUAAGUCCUCUUCUGCUCUGGAACAGACAGAUACCACCAUGGAUAGAUCUUCUGGGCAAGCCCUUUCAUGGUUUUAACCCUGGACCACAUUUCUGGGUGGGUGAGUUGUCUGAAAAAAGAGCAAAAAGCCAACUGUAACUACAAAAGGCUUUGGAUAAACAGGGCUGCACAUUCUAUUAUGCUGACCUUUUCUCAAUAGAAAAAAAGUGAGGUCACUUGGUCCAGCACCUGCGAAACUAGGCUGUGAGUAUAUAGAUGCCGGUGUUCUGUCAAGUGAAUGGAGUGCAGCUAAGUCGUGUGCAGGCAGAAAUACCAGGCUGUUCAUCGUCUUCCCCUAACCCCCCCCCCCCCCGUUCUGUAUUUGUGGGGCUUUGACCUUUUUGAAGCAAAAAUAGGAGGAGGGGAGAUUUAUCAAAGUCAAAGGAAAGGCAGUUGAAAUCCAGGGCAAUCCUAGCUGUCUUGAUACCACGGUGAUAAUCCGUCAUAAGAGAGCCAGGUCCCUAAAUGCCUUCAGUUCAAUGGUGGUGGUGACUAGAAGAUGGAGGAGCUGCACGCUGAGGCCCAGAGCCUUCCCCUCAGAAUGCCAUUUCUGUCCAGGACUAGACACUGGAGUCCUCCUCACACACACACACCCAUCCCAAACCUCUUCCUCAGGACAACUUGGACAAGGAAGGCGGACCAAAGCCCUGGAAGGUCCCAUUAUGCUGGAAUGGAGGCCUAAUUGUGUUUGCUUCCUUGUAAUGGAGAGCUUUAAAAACGUUGAUGAAAUAUGUUCUUUCAAAAUGAUUUCAUAACAUUAUAAACAUUGACCAUUUCUAAGCUGUAUGCUAAUUUAAAAAUAGAUUUUUUUAAAAAUUCUCAAGAGUAUUUUGUUGCUAUAUGUAAAUAUGUUGCCACCCACAAAAUUAGUUAUCUGGGUGUGCCAAAAGACAGUGAUCGUAAGGUGUGAGUCAGAUUGUACGACCAGUUAUUGUAAGAUACUUAUCUUACAAUAACUGGUCUUACAAUCUGACUGACCAGGUCUUCAUCUGCCAGAGGAAAGGCUGGGGGUGGUAUGUGUGUGUGUGUGUACCAGAAUCUCUGAAGGUCCCACAUUACAUGGAUCUCAAGAGUAUGAUGGGAAACCUGUGCAGCUAGGAAAGUGCCAGUGUUGUGUGUUCAGACUGCCUAGUCCCUUCAUAAUUUUACAGCCUUUUUCUGAACCAGCUGUAGUUCCCAAUCUGUUUUGAAUGGGGCCCACAAACAGUACAUUGCAGGAGUAUAAACUGGGUAGUACCUCUGUCUACUGAGCUGAGAUUUAGGCUGCCUAAAGGGUGCUUCAGGUCACUUCGUCUAGUCCCUCCGACCUGUGAGCCUCAACCUGCAGGGUCGUGGGGUAGGCAGUCCUGCACUUGUCCUUCUGAUCACCAUUGGCUCCACCGGCUGGUGUUGAUGGCAACUGCCAUGCCACAUAAUCCAGAGGGAUCACUGCUUUCAGGAGCUUACAAGCCCCGUUAGAACAUGUUGAAGACCAGACAUACACCCUGAUAAAUUGCCAAUCAGCUUGAUAUCUUCUUGGUAUUGUGUGCUUUUCCUGGCUCCAUUGCCAAGGCCAGGCCACCAUUGUAGAGCAGCCUAACUUCGACCUUAUUGAAACCAUAAAGCUGUGUGGUUUCUUUGGUCUCGUGAUACCUAAGAGCUAAUUUGUGGCCCUGCUUUAAAAAAAAUUAAAAGCUGGAACAACUCUUAUCUCAAAGGAAGAUAUUUGUGACUUCUUGGAAGCACCCAGCUCCAUCUUGGUGUAUAAAUGAUGUUAAUAAAUGUUUACUUAUUUAUACUU
This is a messenger RNA of Pogona vitticeps (central bearded dragon), 2960 nucleotides long. The record is from RefSeq and is a predicted model, not a curated record. Lineage: Eukaryota; Metazoa; Chordata; Lepidosauria; Squamata; Agamidae.